Molecule: messenger RNA, 1785 nt
Organism: Symbiodinium natans
Lineage: Eukaryota; Dinophyceae; Suessiales; Symbiodiniaceae
Source: the annotation of a GenBank genome assembly
AUGAUCUUGUUCGGAGACAUCAUUGACAGCACGCUCUGUGUGGCCCUGAACUUCAGCACCAUGGCUGCGGCUGCCAUCGGGAACACGCUGAGCGACGGGGCUGGGAUCUGGUCCGGCCAGUGGCUGGAAGCCAGAGCCAAGUCACUGGGCUUCGAGGAGCCCAAGCUGAGUGAGCAGCAGGAGGAAAUGGGCGUAACCGUGCGCUGGCGCAACAUAGGCCAGUUCGUGGGCAUCACGGUCGGCUGCAUCCUCGGCUGCUGUCCUCUCCUGUGGAUGGACCCUGAGGCGGCUGUGCGGCAGCGACGGGAGAAGGAGCGGGAGGAGGCCUUCGCGAUCGUGGUCAGCAAGGUGCAGGAAGUUCUUCAGGCUGAGGCCGUGUCCUUGCUCCUUCUCAACAAAGAACGUGAUGAGCUCAUCGCAUCGCACCACACGCCCAACCUUCCAGAGCACUUCCACUGGAAGGUUGACGAAGGAUUCAUAGGGCAUGUGGUCAGCACGGGCAACCUCGUCAACGUGGCAGACAUCAAGGAUGAAGCGCAGUACAAGCCUGAAAUCCACGACAAUUUCUUGAACACUGGCAUCGCUGUGCAAAGCAUUCUUUGCAUGCCCAUCUUCAAGGGCGGCGAAGUCCACGGCGUCGUGUCAGUUGUCAAUAAGAAAAGCAACCAUGGCGCCUUUACACAGAAGGAUGAAGACCUCCUGUCAGCGAUCUGUUCCCAUGUGUCCGUGGCUCUCAUCAACGACAAGCAGACCUUUAAGGAGGUCAUCGAGCAGUGCGAGAAGUCCAUGCAAACAACAGGUUCGCCUGAGUUCACCUCGGCUGCCUCACAGCGCAUGGCAACGCUCUUCGUCCCGGCGCUGGAGGGCAUCCGGACGGUCCUUGGGGCCGAGGCCACCGUGCUGAUGCUGCUGGAUCGGCAGUCACAAGAGCUCUUCUCUGAGGUUAUAGAUGGACCGCUGCUGCACCACACAACGCCAGUGGGCACUGGUGCAGCGGGAGAGGCUGUCCAAGUUGGCCACGUCAUGAACUUGCCUGCUGGCUCCGGCGACGCAGCAUCAGGCUCCGAACUGGUGGUGCCGCUCUUCGACACCUCGAGGAAAUGCCUAGGGGCCAUCCGAUGCGUCAACAAGCAGGGCAGUACGACCUUCACCAGCGAGGAUGUGGAAUUCGUGACUCAGGUCGCGCACUACAUUGGCAUGAUGCUGGAGGGCCCAGAUGCCGGGCUACGGAGGGUGCUGGCCUCCACACGGCAGAAGAUGCAGUCCAAGGCUCUGAUGCAGGCUGCCUACGCAAAGGGUGCAGUAAUGUGCAACUUGGUCAAGGCGACCAACUUGCCGAGUGCGUCCAAGCGGAAAGUAAUCGACCCCUACGUCACCUUCAGCAUCGUGCGCGGAAACCCGCUGCAGCAAGAGCCGGGGGUUGAGCAAAGGGUCAUGCGAAUCCGGAACAAGGACAGACAGGCAGCCAUCCGCAGAUUUGCCAAGUCCGGCACAAUUCUGGAGGACCCGAACCCCUACUGGAACGAGUCGAUUGCACUUGCCUUUCCCAAGAAGUUUGAAGGUGUGCCAGAAGAGGAGUUGUGGGUCCACGUCCUACUUUGGGACUACGACUCGCUGAGAAGCGAUGACCUUGUGGCCCAUGCAGCCUUCUCGCUGUCGGAGAUACGUUCUGGCAAGCUCAAGGAGGUGAACGCGCACGGCCUCCAGUCUCUUCCCGGCCAGGAUGCCAAGGCGAUGGGGCAGCUGAAGGGGUCCGCCACCCUCUGGGUCUCCUUUGAUCCUUGA